CAUUCACAAUUUCGCACGAGAGCUAUACAUUUUUUAUGUGUUGCUGAGUAUUCCUUUCCUGUCCAGAUCCAAAGGGAUUUGAUGGCUUUAUUGGGAAAUCUUUGUAUCGUUUUAAAUGUAAAUGUGUUUUUUUGUUUAACUUUGGAUCCACUCUUUGAAAAAGCCUGACAUGAUAAAUAAAUAGAAAAUACUGUAGUAUACUGCAUAUUCAUAUUUAUCAUGAAUGAUUUUGUCUCAUCUACCAGGCUGAAACCCGGUGAACACGGCCAGCUCGGAGCAGGGCUGGCUGGUUUAGCGAAGCGCUCUCCCGCUGUGCACUUCGGAUCAUUGAGACGGAGGAGAUGUGGUGCUCGGUGCUGCCCCUGCUGGUCAGUCUGAGUCCUGCGGUUCUGUUCCUGCUGCAGCUGCCGGGCUACACCACCACACAGGAAGGACAUUGGGAGGACUACAAAUAUGGACCCCAAGGCUCGGAGCUGCGCGAUAAAAAGCAUUUCUGCUCCUGGAAAUGCCUCCUGUUCACUCUGCAGUGGCCCGGAGGUUUCUGUCAGUCUUUGAACAAAGAGACUCUCUGCAGGAUUCCUCAGAGCAUCAACAACUGGACCAUCCAUGGUCUGUGGCCUCUUCGGGUGCGGAGUUGCUGCGAAUGCUGGCCGAUGUUCCACUCAGACAUCCAGGAGCUAGAGGCGGAGCUGACUGAAUACUGGCCAUCCUUACUGAAAAUAAAAUCGAGCUUCCACUUCUGGAAAGAGGAGUGGGAGAAACAUGGUGCGUGUGCAGCAUGUGUAGAAGGAAUGAACUCUCCUCUGAGAUACUUCCAGAUCUGCCUCAAACUACGAGGACAGUUUGAUAUCCACAAAUUGCUGGAGGACGCCGGCAUCACUCCAUCCUGUGAACAACCAUACAAGGUGGUGGAGGUGCAUCAGGUCCUGGCUCCACAUCUGGGUGACAGACAUGAGAUCCAGUGUGUUACAGACGACAAGGACAGAGAGGUGUGGUUUCAGGUGAAGAUCCCUCUGUCUCACAACCUAACUGUCGGCUGUGAGCACCGCAGCAACGCUGACGGGGGCCCGGCGUCCGGGUACGGCCCAGGAUGGAGCCCCUCACCUGGGCAUCCCUGCCCUCCUCAGGUCCCUUUCUACUACUUCCCCAUAGACCACCAGCAGCCGCAGCGGCCCUGCGGCUAACAGAAGCACGUUCACCUGGAAAGCCUCCUGAUUUAUCAAAAGUGUAAACAAAUAAUAAACACAUUUAAAGAAUUCAAA
Molecule: messenger RNA, 1262 nt
Organism: Siniperca chuatsi (mandarin fish)
Lineage: Eukaryota; Metazoa; Chordata; Actinopteri; Centrarchiformes; Sinipercidae
Gene: rnaset2l
Product: ribonuclease T2, like
Exons: 9
Coding region: 342-1184 (280 amino acids)
Biological process (GO): RNA catabolic process
Cellular component (GO): extracellular region
Molecular function (GO): ribonuclease T2 activity; RNA binding
Source: RefSeq, a predicted model, not a curated record